AUGACCUUCAGCAAUAAACGCGCAAUCAGCACCUCCUCACUUGGACUGCACGCCUCACAUACCCUGGAUAGCAAAAUUCGCGCAGCUGCAUAUCACAGCUUCACUGGUAUUGAGAUCGUCUACGCAGAUCUGGAAGCCUACGGCAACACCCAUAAACUCGACCUGGCAGCCGCCGCAGAUCAAGUUUGUCAAUUGUGUUUACAACUGGGCCUACAGGUCCUCUCCCUCUGUCCCUUCGAAAACUUCGAAGGUCACAACUCCCCGCUGCAAGACCGUCUCGCAAAAGCAGCCCACUGGAUGGACACUGCGCGCACUCUGGGUGCUGCAUACAUUCAAGUUCCUGCCCAGUUCGGUCCAGACGUAACGGGCGACGAGGCUGUCGUCGUGUCUGAACUACAGAAACUUGCAGAUCUAGGCAGCGCCGCUGAGCCAGUCAUCUCUAUUGCGUACGAGCCAAUGUCCUGGUCGACAUUCUAUUCGACCUGGCAGGAUGCCGUGCACCUUACAGAAUUGGUCGGUCGCAAGAACUUCAAGAUAUGUCUCGAUACCUUCCACAUUGCGACCAAGCUCUGGGCAUCGCCACAUGACCCCAGCGGCAAGUACCCAGACGCUGACCGGCGGCUGGCAGAAGACCUCCGCGCUUUCUUGAAAGAGUUUCCGAUGGAAAAGCUAGCCUACAUUCAGCUCUCUGAUGCAGAGCGUUUCGAUCCACCGUUUUCGAAGCAGCAUUCUUGGUAUACGGAAGGUGAGGCUGCGGAGUUCACGUGGUCUAAGCAUGCAAGGCCAUUCUCGCUGGAGAUUGAGAAUGGAGGGUAUUUACCUGUGGUAGACAUUGUGCGGGCUUGGGUAAUUGAUAAGGGUUAUGAAGGGUGGGUGUCAAUGGAGACUUUUGAUCGACGGACGAGAGGUGAGAAGGUCACGACUGAGCAGUGUGCGGUGAGGGCGGAGAGAUCGUGGAAGAGCCUCGAGAAGGCGCUAAGUGAGCCAAAGAGCCUCCUGUAA
This is a messenger RNA of Macroventuria anomochaeta, 1002 nucleotides long. RefSeq names its product xylose isomerase-like protein. NCBI's taxonomy places the organism in Eukaryota, Fungi, Ascomycota, Dothideomycetes, Pleosporales, Didymellaceae. The transcript has a single exon. The coding region runs from base 1 to 1002 and encodes 333 amino acids. The record is from RefSeq and is a predicted model, not a curated record.